GAGGUGGCAGUGAAGGCAGUUGUUACCUUCUUGCGCUGAGCUGUCUGAAGUGUUAGGAUGCCCUGAGGUUAUCUAUACAGCUUCUUUGUAAGACUUCAUAGCCCAGAGGAGGGCUGACAGCAGCAGUCUUCCAGGCCUCCGCAGCCGCCGCCAUGGUGUCGUGCGCGGCUUUCCAGAGCUUCCUCUUCGAGUACGACACCCCCCGCAUCGUGCUGAUCCGGAGCCGCAAAGUGGGGCUCAUCAACCGCGCCGUGCAGCUCGCCAUCCUCGCCUACGUGAUCGGGUGGGUCUUUGUGUGGGAGAAGGGCUACCAGGAAACGGACUCUGUGGUCAGCUCUGUAACCACAAAGGUGAAAGGAGUAACGCUGACAAACACAUCCGCCUUGGGAGCCACGGUCUGGGAUGUGGCUGACUAUGUCAUCCCUCCUCAGGAAGAGAACACGGUGUUUGUCAUGACCAAUGUGAUACUCACACUGAACCAGCGCCAAGGCCGCUGCCCAGAGCUUCCAGAUGAUAAAACAGAGUGCAAGGUGAAGAACAGCUGUGUUCCAGGAUAUACCAGCACUCACAGCAGUGGCAUUCAGACCGGGGAGUGUGUACCGUACAACAGCAGCGUUAAGACCUGUGAAGUCUUUGCGUGGUGUCCUGUGGAGAAUGAUUAUCAUGUACCCAAGCCAGCAUUCCUGCAAGAAGCUGAGAACUUCACCAUUCUGGUGAAGAACAACAUUUUGUAUCCCAAGUUCAACUUCAGCAAGCGAAACAUCCUCCCCGAUAUCAACUCCACCUACCUCAAGAAUUGCAUCUAUGACUCUCGGACAGAUCCCUUCUGCCCUAUCUUUCGUUUAGGGAAAAUAGUUGAAGCUGCAGGGCAGAACUUCCAGGAAAUGGCUGUGGAGGGUGGAGUCAUGGCCCUGCAGAUCAACUGGGACUGCAACCUCGACAGAGCUGCAUCCCACUGUGUGCCAAAGUACUCCUUCCGCCGCCUGGACAACAAGGACUCUGCUCACACUGUCUCACCUGGCUACAACUUCAGGUUUGCAAAAUACUUCAGGGAUAGUAAUGGCACUGAAUCACGGACACUUGUCAAAGCUUACGGCAUCCGCUUUGAUAUCAUAGUGUUUGGAAAGGCAGGAAAAUUUGAUGUCAUUCCUACCAUGAUUAACAUCGGCUCUGGCUUAGCACUGUUUGGCGUGGCAACGGUGCUGUGUGACAUUGUUGUUCUGUACUGCAUGAAGAAGAAAUACUACUAUCGGGAGAAGAAAUACAAAUACGUGGAGGAUUAUGAACUGGGAGUCGAUGAGACAUAUGGAACAAACUCCUGACCUCCUGUGCUACAGCACAGACUGCUGCUGUGAACAUGACUCUGACCCUGCCGUGAGACCCACCUGCUCUUCACUGGGGGAACAAACCUGAGAAAGGGACUUUUUCUUCACUACUCUUCACUAUUUCAGCUGCCUGGAGCUGACACCCAGAGAGAACUGGGUCUGCUCCUUGGUUGCUGUCCUUCCAGGUUAAUUGCACUAAGCACAGAGGGAGAAUUGUGCUUUCAUGCCAGGUUUCCGCACUGGCUAAGCCUAGGACGGGGACUGCUCUGACAUUCUCAUUUUGACAGGCCUCCUUUCUGGUAGCAGAGAGCACAGGGUGACAGGCACAGAUUCUUCCUUGCAGUGAACAUGACCCCUGCUAGGUCUUCCCUAACCUUGGAUGAGAAGCUCUUUGCUGUUGUCAAGUUACUUUUCCUUGCCCUGAAGGAUUGUAAUGCUUAGCUGAGCCUGUACCUACCCUUUAAUUGUGUCUCCAAGCUCCAGUGGCCACAGACUGAGACAAACCAGUGGCUGUGAUAAAUGGCUCACUGGUUACAGAUUAU
Messenger RNA from Melopsittacus undulatus (budgerigar), 1867 nucleotides. RefSeq names its product P2X purinoceptor 4. Bases 153 to 1322 code for a protein of 389 amino acids. The transcript is spliced from 14 exons. Gene Ontology annotation, molecular function: extracellularly ATP-gated monoatomic cation channel activity; purinergic nucleotide receptor activity; ATP binding. Gene Ontology annotation, cellular component: nuclear inner membrane; plasma membrane. The record is from RefSeq and is a predicted model, not a curated record. NCBI's taxonomy places the organism in Eukaryota, Metazoa, Chordata, Aves, Psittaciformes, Psittaculidae. Gene Ontology annotation, biological process: calcium ion transmembrane transport; response to ATP.